AUGAAAGACAAAUACUGCAUUGUGCAUGAGCGUGACAGUGCCCGACGAUAUUGGGGUUAUGUUGUGAUUGCGCAUCCUGCGGCAGUUCAGCGAAAUUUGCAUCAUUCCGCAGCACAUUUUCAGUCCGACGGCGACAUAUGCAAUGAGGCAGCUGCGAUUUUUGAAAAAACUGCCAGUAAAGUACUAGUGGUCAGUGGUGCUAAUCGCUUCGCUGUUAUCGGAAAUCUGACAAAUGAAUGCCAGCAUAAGACCGCUAUGGCAGAUGCAGCACAUAAUAACGAGACAAUGUUCUAUACAAUGAAUUUAGCUCUGCACGAUGCUUCUGUCGGAUCAAAGAAUCCUCUUUUUAUCGAAUGGCAUGGAAUGCAUGAGAAAUCCUGUGGAUCAAUUUCUGUAUUCAUAAGCGCUGGUUUGAACCAUACAGCAGCAACCUAUCAGGAUCCCUCUUCGCCAGUUAAUAGACUACAUCGAUUACAGCUAAAAAGAAGUUUCAAUGAAUUAAGUGGCGGAGCGGCAAUACCGGAAGCACAAUCCACGUGCCGCUUACUGGGUACAACAAACAUUUUCGGGCGUUACGUGAAUGGUGUACCAGCAGCAGAAGUUUGCAGUCAACCUGUCAAUGGAGCUGUAAGCUAUUAUGAUUGUGUUGCUGAAAAAAAUGGCUGUUUUAAUGGAAAACACUUAAACCACCAGCUUGUCUGCCUAUGCUUUUCAAUUUUUCUUUAG
Molecule: messenger RNA, 726 nt
Organism: Gongylonema pulchrum
Lineage: Eukaryota; Metazoa; Nematoda; Chromadorea; Rhabditida; Gongylonematidae
Source: the annotation of a GenBank genome assembly